Messenger RNA from Olea europaea var. sylvestris, 696 nucleotides. RefSeq lists its product as uncharacterized. The transcript is spliced from 4 exons. Bases 1 to 696 code for a protein of 231 amino acids. The record is from RefSeq and is a predicted model, not a curated record. Lineage: Eukaryota; Viridiplantae; Streptophyta; Magnoliopsida; Lamiales; Oleaceae.
AUGGUGGAUGAAUUCAAGAAGCAAAUGAUGAAAUAUUUUGAAAUGUCUGACUUCGGAUUCAUGAGAUAUUUUCUUGGGAUUUAUGUAAAGCAAAGGCCAGGAAGAACUUUUCUUUCUCAGGAAAAGUAUAUUGAUGAUCUUCUCAACAAAUUCAAAAUGAGCGAGUGCAAGCCAAUAUCUACUCCAAUGGCCUUAAAUGAUAUGAUGAUGCAGAAAAAAUUUAUGAAUGAACCAAGUAAACUACAUUUUGCAGCAGCAAAAAGAAUUUUGAGAUUCCUUAAAGGAACCAAGAACCUUGGCAUAGAGUUUAAAAAAGAGAAUAAUUGCAAACUCAUUGGCUAUAUAGAUAGUGAUUGGGCUGGAUCAGUUGAUGAUCCAAAGAGCACUUCCGGAUACAUCUUUUGUCUUGGAUCAAAUGUGAUUUCCUGGUGUUUAGAAAAGCAAAAAUUUGUUGUUUUAUCAUCAGUUGAAGUAGAGUACAUCACUGUUACAAACUUAACUUGCGAGCUUUUCUUUAAGAAGGAAAAAAAUGGCACUGUCCUAAAACACAAGAAAUACACUCAUUUGGUUUCAUGGGAAGGCCGCUCACUGGCUUCUUGUGGAGGUAAGGUGCCCCACUCGCCUUCCGACUCUAGUGGCUCAAUUACACCCACUCCACCAUCAGUAAGUCCUAAUGCAAAUUGGUUAGGCUUGUAA